Molecule: messenger RNA, 2978 nt
Organism: Anneissia japonica
Lineage: Eukaryota; Metazoa; Echinodermata; Crinoidea; Comatulida; Comatulidae
Product: UDP-glucose 4-epimerase-like
Exons: 9
Coding region: 168-1220 (350 amino acids)
Biological process (GO): beta-D-galactose catabolic process via UDP-galactose, Leloir pathway
Cellular component (GO): cytosol
Molecular function (GO): UDP-glucose 4-epimerase activity
Source: RefSeq, a predicted model, not a curated record
UGUUUACGUGGACACGGAGCGUUCUUUUGGCUGAAGAAGUCGCCGGUAGCUGUCUACGUGGAAUUUGUAUUUACUUUCUGUACCCUGGGUCAACAGGGGCAUCGGUUUUGGUGAACAACUAAUUUUUCUUCAUACUUCAUAUCUUACCGAUUUUUCAUUACACAAAUAUGGCUGCAGAAGAGAUCCUUGUGACAGGUGGAGCGGGUUAUAUUGGGAGUCACACCGUCUUGGAACUGGUAGAAGCAGGCUACAAGCCAGUGGUCGUCGACAACUUUGUAAAUUCUAUGAAAGGGAGCAAUGGUCAACCAAUAAGUAUAUGUCGAGUUGAAGAAAUUACAGGGAAAUCUAUACCAUGUUAUGAAGUAGACAUUCUCAACAAGGCUUCAUUAACUGAUGUUUUCAAAAAGCAUAAUAUUACAUCAGUAAUUCAUUUAGCUUCACUAAAGGCUGUGGGAGAAUCAAUACACGAACCACUCCGCUACUAUAAGGUCAACGUUGGAGGCGCAAUUAAUCUGCUUGAGGUUAUGAAAGAAGAAGGAGUGAAAAACAUAGUAUUUUCAAGCUCAGCAACGGUUUAUGGUUUACCAGAGAAAUUGCCCUUGACAGAAGAACAUCCAGUGGGUAAAGGCAUCUCAAAUCCUUACGGAAAAACAAAGUUCUUCAUUGAGGACAUCCUGCGUGACUGCAAGCAAGCGGAUAAGGAUUUAAAUGUUGUCAUCCUGAGGUACUUCAAUCCAGUUGGUUCUCACAAGUCCGGCAAACUUGGUGAAGAUCCCCAGGGUCCUCCAGCAAACCUAAUGCCAUUUGUCGCACAGGUAGCAGUAGGACAACGACCUGAGGUCAAAGUGUUUGGCAAUGAUUAUGAUACACCUGAUGGAACAGGUGUUCGUGAUUACAUUCACAUUGUCGACUUGGCACAAGGUCAUGUCAAGGCUAUCGAGAAAUUAAAUGAGAACUGCGGCCUGAAAAUUUACAAUCUCGGAUCUGGCAAAGGAUACUCAGUACUAGAAAUGGUCAAAUCCCUUGAAAAGGUUUCAGGGAGAAAAAUACCAUACAAGAUUGUAGAAAGACGUGCCGGAGAUCUUGCAUCUGUAUAUGCUGACUCAUCAUUGGCUGAGAAAGAGCUGAACUGGAAGACAACAAGAGGUCUUGAUGAGAUGUGUGAAGACUUGUGGCGCUGGCAGUCAAACAACCCUAAUGGAUUCAAGUCAGAUUGUUAAAUCCUGAUUAAUUUUUUGUAAUUGUAAUUCAUCUUCUUGUAUUUUAUUGAUUAGUCUUUUCAUAAAUUGACAUUAUUUUAGAAAUUAUGUUGUAUUGGUACAGUACAACACAUUUCUCAAUCACUUGUUAUGUAUAACCUUUAACCUUUAAUGCUGGUUGGUAAUAGUUUGUCAUAGAUGCACAGCCUACCAUUAUUGUCUCCAUCAAUGCAUAAUUUGGGUACAAACAUUUCAAAACCCUCAACUUAAAUUUCAAGAAACUGACUUAUCUAGCGAUGUUACAGAUGGAUAGUUACCGUUAACUUCUCCAUUUUUAAUUUUUGAAUAAAGUGUGCUACAUACAGAAUUGUGUUUAUUAACAAGCCACAGUGUACAUAAAGAUAAAUAUUUUAACUUUUAUUCUUUUUAUUCUAACUCUCUUAAAUAUUGUCUACACGGUCAUAUUUCAUCAAAAAAGCAUUACAUAAAAUUUGAUGGAACGUUGAGUUGAACACGUUUAACAAUUUGAUGAUAUGCGAUAUGAUGUCAUCGUACCCAUAUAUGGGCACAUCACAUUUUUUUGUCACAUGAAAUUUGAUAGUGUUGACAAAGCUUAACGUCUGGUGCGGUAUGCACACACAGUGCUGAAAUUUCUUCGCAUGCAACUUCUGACGAAUGAUCGGUCGAAUUCUGGAGCCUUCCCGAUGGCGCCGGGGACAGCUACGCAGUACAACAAUUGCACGAAAAAACACUGUAGUGACAGUGUAGCGAUUUUAAUGAAACCAAGCUUAAGCUGACAAAGGACUUUUGUAUGCCCAUAUAUUAUGUGAUGUGCCUAUACAUGGUCAUGAUGUGCCUAUAUAUGGUCAUGAUGUGACAUCAUCAUGACCUUGUUUAGGCAUGUCACAUGUUUUGUCAAAUAACAUUUGAUUGUAUGGACAGGGUUUAAGAAAGCUUCUGGAUAAAAUGUAUUAACAUAGUAUUGACAAAUUUAAGUAUUAGAUGAUAUCUCAGGUGAAUGGGAAAUUUUUUUUAAUUUUUAAUUUUUCUUUUUUUUUUGUGCAAUAUUCUCCAGAAUGAUUGAAUUCAAUAAUUAUUUUAUUAAAUUUCUUGUUUUUCCCAAUAAAAUUAGAAUAUCAAAUAUGGUACAUUCUUUUUUCUUUUCAAUGUUUUUUUUUAAUUUAAAAAAAAAAACCAAAAUCCUCUGCUCAGAGAAAUAUAAAGCAUACAGUUUGACUGAGAUGAAAGAGAAAAAAAAGGCAGAGAAACUAGUAUAUAAAAAAGACUCCAUUUGACAUUUCAAAAACCUAAUGAAACUUCAUGACAUUUCAAAAACCAACUUAAGUAUAGACAAGGAUUUUCAAACCAUUUUAAAAGUAUAGUUUAGGUUACAUACAAUGUACGUUUUUUUUAAAUAAUACUUUAAUAUAUUUUUUUAAAUAUUUGAACACUUAAACAUAAGCUAUUAACAAAUUAGAUUGUUUCGAGACCAAAUACUGUAUGGCUUUCAGUCUUGAUUUAUAACAAUUAUUUUGUGAGCCAAAAAGAAUAUUUGUUUGUUUGAUUACUUAUUAAAUAGAGUAUUAUGAAAAAGAUGAUGUAUUUAAAAUUAAUAUAUAAUAUUGUAUAAUAAUAAUAUCCCUUGACUUUUUUUGUAUACAUACUGUAGGGAAUUCAUUUGAUAUGAUUUUGUCUUCCUUAUUAUUUUAAAUGAGUAUGUAACUAUCAUUAAAAGUUCUCACUCAAAGAACAAUAAAUGCUUUAUUCUGACAACAUGUA